AUGCUCGCGGUGGUCGCGACGCGCGUCUCCGCGCCGUCGCCGCCGCGCGAUGGCGCAUCGCGCGCGGGUCUCCGCGGAAGGCGCCGCGCGCGCGUCGACGUCUUUCGGACGCGACCGCGUCGGCACCGAAAGAUUUACGACGACGACGACGCGUCGUCGGUCGUCCUCCGCGGUCGCGCGCCGCGUCGCCGCCGCGCCUCCGUCGUCGCCGCGGCCGCGACCGCGGAGACGACGGAGACGGAGACGACGACGCGACCGCGCGCGCCGCUCGUGGAGGUGAGCUCGGGCGGGCAGCAGCGGAGGCGAUGGGCGGUCGGGAAGGAUGGGCGAUUCGAGCGCCUUCCGCCGCAGCGCGCGGAGUGCGACGACGCGUCCGCCGCGUCGACGUCGACGUCCUCCUCCUCCUCCGCGUGGGACCCGCGUAAGUCCCCGCGUCUGCGCGCGGUGUUCCUCCCCGCGGGGUACCCGGACACCGUCUCGAGCGACUACGCGACGUUCAUCCGCUGGCACCUCGCGUCGCUCAUGUUUCGCAACGUCCUCGAGGUGCUCACGUCGCAGUCUCUCCUCGUCGCGCUCGGGAUGGGGUCCACCCCCGGCGCGCUCCCGCUCGCGGCCGCCACGAAGUGGGUCCUGAAGGACGGCGUCGGGUCGUUCGCGACGCUCCUCGCGGGCGUGUUCGGCGGGCAGAAGUACGACGAAGAUCCGAAGCGGUGGUGGGCGGUGACGAACUCUCUCGAGGACGUCGCGAGGGUGCUCGAGCUCGUGACGCCGGCGUACCCGGCGCUCUUCCUGCCGCUCGCCGCGAGCGCGACGUUCGUGCGCGCGGGCGCGCUGACCGGCCGCGGCAGCCUGAUCAACGGCACGUUCAUGCAGCACCUCGGACGGAACCAAAACUUUGGCGACGUGCGCGCGAAGAUGGAGGCGCUCGGGAUCGCCAUCUUCCGCGGCGUCUCCGGCGCGUUCGGCGCGGACGCCGCCGCGAUGGCGGCCGAGGGCGGCGAGACCGCGAUGAGCGAGCUGACGAGGUACGGCGGCGUGUUCGGAGCGUACGGCGCGGUGCUGUCGUCGCACUUGUUUUGCUGCUGGAAAGCCGCCGACGUGCUGCGGUUCGACGCGUUAAAUCGUCAUCGUCUCACGCGCGCGGCGGAGGAGUACGUCAGAGGAGGGAGAGAGGCUGUGUUGAGCGUGGAGGACGCGGGCGAGAGAGAGGGCGUGUACCGCGCGCGCGUCACCGCGAGCACGCCCACGCUGGGCGCGAGCGUGGAGGACGCGGCGAGGGAUUGGGACGAUUUGCUGCGGUUCGCGAAGGCGUCCGAGGCGAACGCGCCGCGGCUCGGCGGCGCGAGGGCGAUGAACGACGAGGACGAGGACGAGGACGACGACGACGACGACGCGCGCGGCGUCGGCGUCCUCCGACGGCGGUUCGUGAUCGGGUGGGACGCGCGCAGGCGCGUGCCCGCGGUGAUGCUCGACGCGGCGGCGACGCCGCGGGAUAUCAUCGAGGCGGCGUUGGCGGCGGCGCGCGCGGGGGCGGCGACGACGGCGGCGGCGGCGGCGGCGGCGACAGACGCCGCGGCGGCGGAGGCGUACCGAUACGCGGAUGAGAACGUGGACGCGUUCUCGGACGCGAUGGAGGAGAAGGGGUGGAAGAUCGACUUCGUGCAGAUGGGAACCGCGCCGCGGUACCGUCUCGGCGGGUUAUCGUAG
Messenger RNA from Micromonas pusilla CCMP1545, 1707 nucleotides. RefSeq lists its product as uncharacterized. NCBI's taxonomy places the organism in Eukaryota, Viridiplantae, Chlorophyta, Mamiellophyceae, Mamiellales, Mamiellaceae. Bases 1 to 1707 code for a protein of 568 amino acids. The record is from RefSeq and is a predicted model, not a curated record. The transcript is spliced from 2 exons.